Messenger RNA from Diatraea saccharalis (sugarcane borer), 1213 nucleotides. Lineage: Eukaryota; Metazoa; Arthropoda; Insecta; Lepidoptera; Crambidae. The record is from the annotation of a GenBank genome assembly.
AAGUUCUGUUCAUUUUUGUCAUUGACCUCGGCAUCACUCUAUGUUUCUAUGCUUUAUUUACUAGUCUGUGUGCUUCAUGCAAAUGUGAAAAACCUUGAAAUAUGCGUAAAAAUUCAAUACAAUAAUUCUCUAAAGACUUACAUAAUAUAAUUAAAUCGUCAAUUAAUUAUCAGUGGUCAAAAUUGUGUCAUUCUGUUAUUGAACUAUACUUCAAAUCACCAAACAUGGUAUGUGUACAUUGUUUUUUGAUUGUUUAUUUAUGUAACUGUUUAAGUAGGAAGAUCAGCUUUUUAUGUGACAGUUCUAUGUGUGAUUGCAGAGCCAUAAUAGGGGGGACCCGAUUUACCCGCCGGCACAUCUUACCGUAAUAUUUCCCUCGUCUGUAGACCCCAAUAUGCCACCCCCAUUUAUUGACAUAAAUAACAUGCAAGAUAUUCCUCCACCUCAGGCUGAUUUCUCAGCACCUCCGCCGUAUGAUGUUGCAGCCAAUUCUAAGUUGCCCACAUAUGAAGAAGUGCAACGUGAGAAACAAUUGGAAGGCGAAAGUAUUCCGCAGGCACAAGAGCCGCCGCCGCAUCAUCCAACGUACGCCGCAUUCGUGACGUUGCCGGAUUCGACGGCGGAACAGCUCGAUCCCGAGAACAGUCUACUGGGUACAGACAUCAUGUUCCUGACGUCGUUCUUUGUCGCGUUCCUGUUCAACUGGAUCGGUUUCUUGCUGCUGAUGUGUUUCUGCCACACGGUGGCGAGUCGGUACGGCGCGCUCGCCGGCUUCGGCCUCUCGCUCGCCAAGUGGACGCUCAUCGUGAAGCACUCCACCGAGCUCGCCUCCCACGAGAACUCCUGGCUCUGGUGGCUCAUCAUGGCGUUCGGUAUCCUAAUCUGUGUCCGCGCCAUCAUUCAGUACCUUAACAUCAAGCGCGGGUGGCGCCUCCUGUCGGGCACAGCACAAGAGAGACUUCUGUUCUUCUACUAAAUUGCACGCCUCGUUCUGUCUCACUCACACUUACUACCGCGUGGUUGUGCAAGAAAGGGGCGGUAAAUUUGAAAACUUUUUUCAUUUAGACAAUAGCGUUGAAUUAAUUGUCAUUAUCUCGUUGUCAUUUGCUAAUAUCAAAAUCUGCCUAAGCGAAAGUUGUCUUUAGGAAUGAGGUCUUUAAGCCUUCGUGAUAAAGGCUACUUUAGUGUGUGAUGUCAUUAAAUGACUGUAGGU